Molecule: messenger RNA, 3420 nt
Organism: Theobroma umbraticum
Lineage: Eukaryota; Viridiplantae; Streptophyta; Magnoliopsida; Malvales; Malvaceae
Gene: AAP7
Product: amino acid permease 7
Source: RefSeq, a predicted model, not a curated record
UCUCUUUAAUUACUUUCGAUGAAUCCGUAGAGAAUAUAGAUGCACCAUCCAUGUAGGUGUGGAUAUGGCUUCUUCUUCUUAAUCUUGGUUUUUGUUUUUUCUCUUUAAAAGAAAAGAAACAAAAAGGAGUUUCUGUCAAUAUCUAGAUCAGGCUGAAAUUCAAGCACCAAACCAUGCAAACUUUGUACAAUGGUCCAUGCUUUCAUUUCUAGUGGGCACAAAUCAGCAGCUCAAGUGGAGCCAUGAGAAAUUUUUCAUUUUUGGAGUUUUUCUUCUUGGACCAAAACCAUCAGGCAAUUUGUACCCAUAACGGCCCUUUUGAAAACAUUGGCCCUUUUGAUUGAAUUAUUAGUUAUUAUUAUUAUUCGUGGGACAGGACAGACAGCAGAAAUUGGAACCAGUGUGAGAAUUGGGCAAGCAUGGGGCCCUUUCCAACUUCUAUAUCAACUUUUGUUUACCUCACCCUCCUGCUCAGCAAAUUCGGUAGAAUUUGUCUGUUUACACCUUUAGCAAUUCUAGGAUUAGCAUGACCAGACUUUUCUUUCUUUCUUCUUGUUUUUUCAUAUGAAACAUAUUAGUAAUACUUAUAAACAUAUGAAACAUAUGAAACAUAUAAGUAGUUCCCCAUUCAUCAUAGGGGAUUCAGAGAUAUCCCAUUUCAUCAAAAGGAAAUGAACCAAAUGCAAAAGCAGUGAAUAUAUCUAUUCUUGGUUCACAGCCUCUGAGCUCCAUCUGCACAAGAAUGGGAGAGCAUGUUUUAGAUAAGGACCUGCUGUUGUUAAUUAAUGCAAAGCAAGGGGAAAAUUUAUAUAUGGGGUAUUUUUAAAAAGAUCAUUAAAUGCUUUUUGGCAUAGUUGUUGCUGGUUUCUGUGAAGGAGAAUGUGAGGACAACCAUGAGGAAGAGAUUCCCUUCUCACAUGAUUACAUGGGGUUGGAUUAUAUGGUCUUCUUUCAUUGUCCCUCAUUUUCAGCUUAAAUACGACAAGCAACAACUAGGACGACUAAUCUAGUCUUGGCUUUCGACAUAGCUUUUUAACCCCCCCUCCAACAAACCUCCGCCAUGAAUUCUAAGCUUGUUGCCUGCUGGAUUCAAAGUUCUCAAAGUUUCAACUGAAAUGAAAGGUACUAAGGAAAACAAGUGAAAGUUACUGGCACUAAGAAGGAAAGAUUCUGAAGAAAGGUAGAUGGUGAUGGAGCGAUUAUCGAUUAAGAGUUGCACCUAAAGUUUCAUGGAAACUACUCUGAUCUUGAUUUAGAUCUUUGUUUUUCACUUCAAUGUAGAAGAAGACUAGCCAACUAACCGCCCACCUACCUCUGAUUCCCAAUCCUGAGAUUCUAAAGCUAUGUUGUUGGUCUUAUACGAUCAAUAAAGCGUAAUAGGACCAGUCAGAGGAACUGCAACAAGAAUGACAACGCAUUACUUAAUUACGUAUCUGGGAGGGCAAGAACUAAUCAGUUAGGCAAACUAGCUUAAGACCAAACAAAAUAUUUUCUGAUAGUGAAGCAGUUACUACACACAGGUUCAAGGUUAAGGUUCAUCUCUUCCAGCCUCCAGCUGAGUGAGGAGUGAGCCCAGGGAGUAAGAGAGAGGACCCAGAGUGAAAGCAAAGAAACGUUUUAUCUUGAAUUGUCCAAGUAGCCCAUGUCAUCAUAUGAUCAAGAACGAUAGUGUCUAUAUAUGAUGGAUCUUCUCGUCUAUAUUGAAGAAACCGCCUCAUGAGUGACGCUCAUUGAAGUGUUUUUCCGUGAUCAAAUAACUUAAGUCAAGGAGUCAAACGAAAGACGGAGGGGAUGUGAAUCCAUUUGAGAGAGACAAGUAACAGAUAGGACUCCAUAGACUGCUUUUUUAAGGGCUUGUGCUUCAUAAUAUUCCACCGCCUACUUUGAACUGGAAUACAAUGGCAGUUCAGCACUCCCUCGAGCUUAGUAAUGGCGGUUGUGACAAUGAUGGACAUCCUGCAAGAACGGGAACCUUGUGGAGUUGCGUUGCUCACAUAAUCACUGCUGUUAUCGGCUCUGGAGUUCUGUCCUUGGCAUGGAGUACUUCACAGCUAGGAUGGAUAGCAGGGCCUACUGCCCUGCUCAUUUUUGCUAUUAUGACCUAUAUUUCCGCCUUCCUUCUUUCUGAUUGUUACCGAUCCGAUGAUGGAACACGAAAUAAGUCUUACAUGGAUGCUGUUAGACUGUAUCUCGGUAGAAAACGGACUUGGUUGUGUGCUUUGCUUCAAAACCUGAGCCUGUAUGGGACUGAUAUUGCUUAUGUAAUUACAACUUCAACCUGUAUGAGAGCAAUUCAGAAAUCAAACUGUUACCAUAGAGAAGGGCAUAAUGCUCCAUGUUCAUAUGGAGAUACUCCCUAUAUGCUGCUGUUUGGAGCUGUACAGGUUGUAAUGUCACAGAUACCAGAUUUCCAUAACAUGGAAUGGCUUUCAGUGGUUGCUGCAAUCAUGUCUUUUACUUACUCUUUCAUAGGAUUUGGACUUGGGUUUGCACAAGUGAUAGAAAAUGGAGAGAUUAAGGGGAGUAUAACUGGAGUGCCUGCUGCUAGUAUUGCUGAUAAACUGUGGUUAUCAUUCGAGGCACUUGGAGACAUUGCAUUUGCCUAUCCAUAUUCAAUCAUUCUUCUAGAAAUACAGGAUACUUUGAGGUCACCUCCACCAGAGAACAAGACCAUGAAAAAGGCCUCAAUGAUUUCAAUCUUUGUAACAACCUUCUUCUACCUCUGUUGUGGAUGCUUCGGAUAUGCUGCCUUUGGCAACAACACACCUGGAAAUCUCUUGACAGGAUUUGGAUUUUACGAGCCUUACUGGCUCAUUGAUUUUGCUAAUGCUUGCAUUGUUCUUCACCUGGUGGGAGGAUAUCAGAUUUACAGUCAGCCAGUGUUUGCAUUUGUGGAGAGAUGGUUUACUGAGAAGUUCCCAGGCAGUGGAUUCGUGAAUAAGUUCUAUACAUUCAGAGUCCCAUUGUUGCCUACGUUUCAGAUUAAUCUUUUCAAGAUAUGCUUUCGAACAGCCUAUGUUGCAUCCACGACUAUUCUUGCAAUGAUCUUCCCAUACUUCAACCAGGUCCUAGGAGUGCUCGGGGCAUUGAACUUUUGGCCCUUAGCCAUAUAUUUUCCAGUGGAAAUGUACUUUGUGCAGAAGAAAAUUCAACCCUGGACCACAAAAUGGAUUGCUCUCAGGAGUUUCAGCUCUGUUUGCUUGCUUGUGACAAUAGUGGGCUUGAUAGGGUCGAUUCAAGGGCUUAUUAGUGCAAAAUUAGGAUAGCAGUUCACUGUAAUCACCUCAUGACUAUAAAGGAAAGCUAUACAUAUUAUGUCUGCUGGAAAAUUAAGGUUUAUUGCUUGGUUUUUAUAGAGCAAAUGAAUUUCAUUAACUCCAAGCUUGAUAUUGGAUUAUACAGAUAUCAAGCUUUUCGAAA